GUAAAAACGACAUGCACGAAUAGUCGGCUUUCAAGAGCGCGCAUAGUAUAUAUAUAUUUCUUUAUAUAUAUAUAUAUAUGUUUCUUUUCAUUUGAUUGCUUGUAUAUAUAUAUUUCUUUAUAUAUAUAUAUGUUUCUUUUCAUUUGUUGCAUUUCAUAUGUUGCUUUUCUACUAGAUUAUAUUAAGAGGAACUAUAGAGGAAGACUGAUAAUAUUUAUAUUAUUAUUUGAUACAAUCGAAUGCAUACGUGUCAGUUCAACGUCAUUGGUUUUCAUAAAAAAAAAUCGUUAGAAUCACUAUUUAUAGCUGAGCCGCCAAGGAUUGCGUGGAAACUGAUUGAAUGCAAGUAUUUACAAAAACAAAAUUAUUAUGUCAAAAACAGUAUUAUGUGUUUUAUUGAAAGUGUUAUUGUUAGCGAGAAUAGAUACUUUGUCAAAUGGUCGAAAUUCAGACUUACAGAAUAUUCCAGUAUCCGAGAGCAACGAUUUUCACAUUUUACAAAAUCUCGAAUAUGACUGGGGUCAUUCUGAUAGUGUGAGUGUGAGAAACAAAGUUGACAAAAUUCCAUUUGCAAAUAUGUCUGUGAUCCUAGAAUCUACUGGGUGCCAACAAUGCAAAAAAGAUAACGAGCAAGUUUUCCCUCCGAUAAUGACCGAUAUCGAAUUAGCGAUUCUACAUGAAAUACCUGACGGUAACAUUCAAUUCAGUACCUUUUACAAUCCUAUGUUGCAAUGUAAUUCGGAUGAAUAUAUAUUGACUGAAAUCAAACGUGAAGAAAUCAGCCUAGAGAAACUUUUAGGCAGCGGCGCAUUCGGAAAGGUGUUUCAAGGAACAGUAAAGAAUUUAAAAAGACCGGGAAUAGAGACACCCGUUGCCAUAAAAAUGCUUCGAGAAAAUGCUUCCUCGCAAGAAAAAAAGAAGUUUUUAGAAGAGGCUAGGCUUAUGAAUCGCUUCCGACACAAACAUGUGCUAAGAUUGUUGGCCGUCUGCUUAGACAAAAAUUCUCCAUUAAUUGUGUUGGAAUUAAUGGAGAUUGGUGAUCUGUUACAAUAUUUGAGAGAUAAUAGAAAAUUGCAACCGUCAGAUGCGCAUGCUCUGCGUCUGCAAGAUUUAUUCGCCAUGUGCGAAGAUGUUGCGCGAGGCUGUUGUUAUCUGGAAAAUCUGCGUUUCGUUCAUAGAGAUCUCGCGUGUCGAAAUUGCUUAGUAUCCGCGAGAGAUCGCGAGAACCGUGUCAUUAAAAUUGGCGACUUUGGACUAGAUAGAAAUGUUUACAAAGAUGACUAUUAGUGAAAGGACAAGGUCUUCUUCCUGUUUGCUGGAUGGCACCGGAAUCUUUGGUGCUCGGAAUAUUUACUUCCCAGAGCGACGUUUGGUCAUUCGAGAUUCUAAUGUAGGAAAUUACAUCGUUGGGUGAGCAUCCCUAUACUGGCAAGAUUAAUCAGGAAGUGAUAGAUUAUGUCCGCGCUGGAGGCAGGUUGCCGAUGCCUCUCAAUUGUCCACCGACUUUGUACGAGUUGAUGCUACGUUGUUGGAGUCCAACGAAUGAUAGACCAAAUUUCAAACUUUGUCUCGAAAAUAUUAUAGCUCUAAGAAAUAACAUAGAAGAUGCCUUAUUGAGUCCAAUGGAUAUUAUGUAGCUAAUAAAAUUAAAUUAAUUAAUGACGUUACUUUCCAAAUGAUCAAAUAAAAUGCUCAAACGUAGAAAAAAUAAUUUUAAAUAACUAAUAUUCUGCCGUUUUCAAGUUUUAUCUUAAUAUUAGAUUAGUAGAUAAAGAUAAGAAAGACAUUCCUCAAUCUUACUUUGCGAAAAAUUUUGCUGAUCACAA
This is a messenger RNA of Formica exsecta, 1826 nucleotides long. RefSeq names its product proto-oncogene tyrosine-protein kinase ROS-like. Gene Ontology annotation, cellular component: signaling receptor complex. Lineage: Eukaryota; Metazoa; Arthropoda; Insecta; Hymenoptera; Formicidae. Gene Ontology annotation, molecular function: ATP binding; transmembrane receptor protein tyrosine kinase activity. Bases 370 to 1287 code for a protein of 305 amino acids. The transcript is spliced from 6 exons. The record is from RefSeq and is a predicted model, not a curated record. Gene Ontology annotation, biological process: positive regulation of kinase activity; regulation of TOR signaling; protein phosphorylation.